Molecule: messenger RNA, 529 nt
Organism: Myodes glareolus (Bank vole)
Lineage: Eukaryota; Metazoa; Chordata; Mammalia; Rodentia; Cricetidae
Gene: S100z
Product: S100 calcium binding protein Z
Molecular function (GO): calcium ion binding; calcium-dependent protein binding
Source: RefSeq, a predicted model, not a curated record
UGGACGCUCUAGGAUGCACGGAACACUGUCUUUAGUGGGCGCUCUAGGAUGAUCGGAGCACUCAUUGUCUUUAGUGAACAAUUCUUACAGCUUAAGAGCUACCACUUGUGUGUUCUGUUUUCAGGAAAGAGUUGACGUUGUCUCCCUAUCUGCUCCCUGCUCCCUGCUUUGGAGUAAUCCACCUUGCUGCCAGCAUGCCCACCCAGCUGGAGAUGGCCAUGGACACGAUGAUCCGAAUCUUCCACCGGUACUCUUGCAAAGAGGGGGACAGGUUCAAGCUCAACAAAGGAGAACUGAAGAUGCUAUUACAGCGGGAGCUCACAGAAUUCCUCACGUGCCAAAAGGAUCCCCAGUUGGUGGAUAAGAUAAUGCAGGACCUGGACGCCAAUAAGGACAACAAAGUGGAUUUUAAUGAAUUUGUGGUCAUGGUGGCAGCUCUGACAGUUGCUUGUAAUGAUUACUUUGUAGAGCAACUGAAGAAGAAAGGCAAAUAAAGAUGACUAGCAAGCCGAUGAGCGGCAGAAAUAGA